CUUAGCUGGAGGCAAGUGAGAGGUUAGACUGAUAUUCCCACAUAUAUGUUGUACAGCUCCUGGGUUAUUUCAAGACAAUGGGAAAAUGGAGGAACUAGGAGACCGUCUGAAGGUGAUGGUUAAAGUCUUCAGGAGAGAGUGUCACAGGGUUUUACACUCAGAGAGGACCACCAUUCAUGGAGCUGAUGGCAUGCUGAUGUUGCUGCAGCUGGCCAUGGCAGACAUUAAUAAGCAGCACGGCGGAGAGUUCAAAGUGGCUCUGAGUGAUGUCCUGAUGGCCUGGAAACACUUACUGUUAGACAAACUUCACCUGCCACCCCCCAACUUUGCACGCUUGGAGAACUAUGAUCUCAUCCUGGAGGCAUACGAAUCCUUCCUGAAACGCUCCAACACUGUGGACCUGGUUGAUAUCCUCUCCAUGUACAAACAGCUGAGAGUAGAGGAGACGGACCCUGGGGAGCCUGUGAGCCCGGUCGAGUUGUUUGAGUUCUUAUCAGGAAACACGGAGGUCUCAGAGUUGCCAGACUCUUCAGUCCCGUCAACACCGUCCAGUAAAAGCAGGCCCUGCAGCUCCCAGGUGAAAACGGCAGUGAGACGGGUUUUCUGCUCCUAUCUGAAUUUACUUGUGAACAUCAAGAACGACCUGGCCUUGGCGCUAACCCUUGACGUCCCUAGUCGCACUCUUGGACGUCAGGCAUUCACUGACAUAAAGCAUGCUGCACAGAACAACAACACUUCCCUCUUCUUGGCUGUGACAUCUUUUGUGAGGGCCAUCCAGCUCGGAGGGAAGGGCUACGCUCCAGCUGAGUCUGACCCACUGAGGAAACACGUCAAAGGCCUGUCUGACUUUGUCCAGUUUCUAGACAACCUGGAAGAAAUACUAGGGGAGAUUCCUGACCCAAGCAUAUGUGGAGCCAGGCUGGUGACCGCCGUCAGGGCAGCGCUGGUGAAGGGACGCAGCAGCGGAGAGGCAGUGUACGCCGCGGCUGAGGAGACGACAAAGGAGCUGAAGGAGAGGAUCUGCCAGCUACACCAGAUCCAGAAACAGAUUGCUAAUGGAAGCGGGACAGGCAUAAGCCCUGCCAGGCCAAAGCCUUAUGCAGUCAAUCACUGCACUGCGUACGGAGGUCGGGACACUGUGAAGGUACUGAUGGCUCUGCUGGAUGAAGAGGCGCUGACUCCUCCGUGUCAGAACAAGGCAGACCUGCUGUCUGAGGACCAGCCCGUCCUCAGUGGAGCAGAGGGAACCUGCGUCCUCGACUUGUUCAGAUCCCCUGAAGUGUCUACUGGAUGUUCUCCAGAACCUCUAAAGAACCGGGUCCAGAGCCGGCUAGACCUGCUCAAACCCAAGCCUAGAGACAAAGUCAUUCGAUCCCAGUUUGCGUGCACGUACAAAGAUGAAGAACUGCCACUCAACCGGGUGCUGGAGUUCCCCAGCACCAGCCAGGUCCCAACCUGUGUGCACCCAGCACCCAAACUCCAAACCCUCCCAGCUGUGGAUGAAGACUGCAGCUCUGAUGUGGAGGAGUCAACCCAAGUCUUUCCAGCCAAGUCUACAUCUGAAUGCCCGAAUAAGGAGCAGAGCGGCGUGCAGCGGGGGGCUGCUCUGGCGCCAAGAAGUGGAAAUGCCCAAAACAGAGGUGCAGGCUCGGGCAAUAGGAAGAAAACCGCUGGCAAUGAGACGCAGAGAAAGGGCAACAAGAGGAAGCAGGAGGAGUCAGAGCAACAUGGAGGUUCAGAGAACGAGCCUCCAGAGAAGAAGCUCACUAGUGUCUCGGUCAAAGUGCCUGGCAAGAAUGUCAGCAAGGCCUCCAGUAAGAAGAAGCUGAUAGCUGGACAGGGAAAGCUAACCAGCUUCUUCAGAGUCUAACGGUUGUUUGUACUGGUUUCAUGAUGGUACAGUGCGAGAACUUUCUGUCAAGCUGUGUUCAUACGAAGCAGCUGCAAUUUUUUUGAAAAAUUUUGUGUAGUACAUGAAUAUUCUAAUUAAGGCUGCUUUUAAUGAUGAUUUUUAGUCCGAGUUAAUCUGUUGACUGUUGUUUUAACAAAUACUUUUUGGGAAAUUUGCUUACUUGCUGAGUGUUUGAUGACUCUACGCUAAAUAUAAAGCUACAGCUAGCAAAUGAUAAGCUUAUUUUAGCAUAAAGCAGAGCUAAAAGCUAGCCUGGCUCUGAUAAUUGAGAUAUAACAAGUUAAUUAGUACAAUUUAGAGGUGCUAGGCACAUUUUUAAAUCUUUAGACAGAGCUGGGCAAACUGUUUCCCUCCAGUUUCUAUGUUAAGCUAACUGGCUAACAGUAGCAUUUAGCAUACAGAUCAAUUUUUAUAUGAAGUAGACAAGAUUUUACAAGUUAAUUAGUAAAAUUUAGAGGUGCUACUGAGUGCCUGGUGUUGUCCCAAGUUUUAAAAAUCCAAACUGCAAUUCCAGUUUCUAUGCUAAAAUAAGCUAUCAGUUAGCAGCUAACAGACUAGCAAUUGCACUUAGCAUACAGAUCAUUUUUGGUUUGUAUUAGUUAGCUUUGGAGAUUCUGGUUGGAAGCUUUUUUUUAAAAAAACUUUUUUCAACAGAGCCAGGUUAACAGUUUCGCCUAAAUUCCACUCUUUAUGCUAGGAUAAGCUAAUUGGCUAAUGGAUGCAAUUAAUGAUGAUUUUCAGCCUGUUGUUUCAAAGAAUACUUUUUGAGAAAUACUUCAUUUGCUGACUUUCUCAGAGUUAGAUGACUAUGUGAAAUAUGAAGCUGGAGCUUGCAGGGCAUUGCCCUAUACUACGCUAAGUGGCUAGCAGUAGCAUUUAGCACACAGAUCAAGUUUUGGAUGCAUUAAACAAGAUAUAACAAGUUAAUUGGUAAAAAUUUAGAGCUGCUAGUGGGCGGAUUUUUCAAACUGUUUCCCCCGAAUUCUGCUUUUUAUGCUAAACUGGCUAACUGGCUUUUUAUGCUAAACUAGCUAACUGGCUACAAGUUAAGCUAACUGCCUGGUAGCUGUAGCUUCAUACUCAGCAGAGUGCUAUCAAUCUUCCCAUUUAACUCUCAGCAAAAUCCUAAAAUGUCAAACUAUUAAUUUAAUCAUUAAGUCUAUAAAAUGUGGAUGAAAAGCACAAAGUCUUUAUCUAGCUUUUUUUUUCUUUAAAAAGGACAUGAACGUCUAAUCGCUAAUCAAAAUUACCACUGAUUAAGUUUCUGUUGAUUAACUAAGCAAUAUAUUGUUUCCACACUAGUUUAACUGCUAUUUUUACCUGUUUAGCAGUGUGGAAAAUGUGGGUGGCCACAAUGUGAAUAAUCAGUAUGACAGUACAUCACUGGGAAAUUGGUUAAUACACUUUCUUUCAUCGAGACAAGUCCUGCUUUGUGCUUGAAAUGUAGCCUAUUUAAUCAUUAGUUGUACAGUUUAUUUAACUUGUAAAAUUCCACAGCGAAAGUAACUUUGUAAAUACAAUGCACACUUUUCACUUUUAAUAAACUUUUUUAUUUUGUUUUACAA
Epinephelus fuscoguttatus (brown-marbled grouper) is the source of this 3477-nucleotide messenger RNA. RefSeq names its product PARP1 binding protein. The transcript has 11 exons. Lineage: Eukaryota; Metazoa; Chordata; Actinopteri; Perciformes; Serranidae. Bases 86 to 1870 code for a protein of 594 amino acids. Gene Ontology annotation, biological process: negative regulation of double-strand break repair via homologous recombination. Gene Ontology annotation, cellular component: chromatin. The record is from RefSeq and is a predicted model, not a curated record.